GAGCCCUGUGUGCCCAGCCCUGCAAUAAUGAUGAUAAUCAUGCUGGUGGCGGUUGCUAAGCGCGUGCCUUGUGCCAAGCACUGUUCUGAGCGCUGGGGAAGGUCCAGGGUCAUCAGUCCUUCGGUGGUACGCGCUUAACACUGUUCUGAGCGCCGGGGACCGGGCUGCCCUCCCCUGGUCCACCCCUCCCUCCCCCAUGCCUCUACACAAAUACCCCAUCUACCUGUGGAAGUCCCUGAAGCUGAAGGAGGGCAUCUACUCCCGCCUGCCAGCCCACUACCUACGCGAGCUGCAGGACACCCGGGAGCCCACCCCGGUGCACUACCAGCCCCACGGGACCAAGUACCGGCGCAACCCCAAGAACGGGCAGCGGGAGCGGGUCCAGGAUGUGCCCAUCCCCCUCUACUUCCCACCCGAGUCCCAGCUCGGGCUCUGGGGCGGCGAGGGCUGGAUCAAAGGCUACAGAUAUGCCAACAACGACAAGCUCUCCAAAUGCGUGAAGAAGGUCUGGAAGCCCCAGCUGCUCUUCCGAGAGUUGUACAGUGAGAUCCUCGACAAGAAGUUCGGCGUCACAGUCACCAUGCGCACGCUGGACCUCAUCGAUGCCGCCUACGGCUUCGACUUCUACAUCCUCAAGACCCCCAAGGUGGACCUGUGCUCCAAGUUCGGCAUGGACCUGAAGCGAGGAAUGCUGCUCAGGCUGGCCCGGCGGGACCCCCAGCUCCACCCCGAUGACCCCGAGAAGAGGGAGGCCAUUUACCACAAAUACAGGGAGUUUGUGAUCCCCGAGGAAGAGGCGGAGUGGGUAGGACUGACCUUGGAAGAAGCGUUGGAGAAGCAGCGCCUUUUGGAGGCAAAAGACCCGACCCCCCUUUUCAAAGUCUACGUGGAUGAGCUGAUUCAGCAGCUGCAGGCCCAAGCCCUCUCCGAGCCAGCCGUGAUGACAAAGACAGCGUAGUGGGGGUGCCACCCUGGCCCAAAAUCUUCCAGGAAGAGAUUGCUCAGAGUAGCUGGCCUCAUUUGCUUCCCACGGACCGCCCAGGCAUUUCUGUCCUGCCAAGGCCCUGCCGGCACCAGACACCAAGGCUUUCUGCCGGGAUUCCAGCCCGGCCCCGUUCAGAGCUACGAUAAAUGUCCCGCGUGCUGCUGGCCUCCUGCUCCGCUCGGUACCCAGCCCGCGGGCCACCCAGGCUGCUCGAUCCGGCGGAGCCCUGCUGGCAUCAGACACUGAACCUUCCUGCCGGGAUUCCAGCCCAACCUUAUUCAGAGCCACAAUAAAUGUUCUGUGUGCUGCUCACUC
This is a messenger RNA of Ornithorhynchus anatinus (platypus), 1300 nucleotides long. RefSeq names its product mitochondrial ribosomal protein L28 (gene MRPL28). The record is from RefSeq and is a predicted model, not a curated record. NCBI's taxonomy places the organism in Eukaryota, Metazoa, Chordata, Mammalia, Monotremata, Ornithorhynchidae. The transcript has 6 exons. Gene Ontology annotation, molecular function: structural constituent of ribosome. Bases 197 to 958 code for a protein of 253 amino acids. Gene Ontology annotation, cellular component: mitochondrial large ribosomal subunit.